Colletotrichum truncatum is the source of this 1050-nucleotide messenger RNA. Its product is annotated as DUF1295 domain protein. Gene Ontology annotation, biological process: lipid metabolic process. Gene Ontology annotation, molecular function: oxidoreductase activity, acting on the CH-CH group of donors. Lineage: Eukaryota; Fungi; Ascomycota; Sordariomycetes; Glomerellales; Glomerellaceae. Gene Ontology annotation, cellular component: membrane. The record is from RefSeq and is a predicted model, not a curated record.
AUGGCGAGUGCACCGAUGACGACCGCUCCAUACGGUCCGGGGCCUUCGUACUCGGCUCGAGCCCCGGACCCAGCCCGACGUCACCAUCCUGUCGGGUCCGCACCGUUAGAUGUGGGCAUUCUAAAAAACACCAUCAUCCCCUCAUUGAAAUUGCAUUCAGGGCUGGCGGUCGCCGCCUAUGUCGCAGGCCGCGCUACCGAUCGAUUGGAGACGAAAGAUUGGCUAUGGCCUACAGGUCAGGUUGCGAACGUGUGGUGGUCGGCGGUCGGCCGGCACCUAGUCCGCGGGGCUUCGCUUUCGUCAAUCUGGCAGACCAUGAAUAGAACCGAAACUUUGCUUUUGACCGGUGUCACCCUCUGGGGAGGACGCCUUUUUUACCGCAUUGCCGAGCGCUCCGUUCAACGCGGCCACGAUGAGCCACGGUAUGAAGGCGCCAAAAAGGAUCCUGGAUUCUGGAAUAAGGCCUUUUUUACAGUUUACCUACCUGAAGCUUUGUUUCAAACGGUCAUCACAUUGCCUUUUGCCAUUACCUUCCGUCAUCAAACCGUAGGCACACUGUUGGCCGCAUCUCCCGAAUGGAUGAACGCGGCUGCCGUUGGUCUCUUCAGUGCAGGUUUCGCCCUUGAGGUCUUGGCCGACUGGCAGUUGGCCCGUUUCAAGAAAGAGAACGUGAAUGAGAACAGCAUGUGCAGGGAUGGGGUUUGGAGCCUCGUUAGGCACCCGAACUACCUCGGCGAUACGCUGAUUCACUUUUCUUUCCCGCUUUUGUUGUACGCAACUGGUAUGCUGCAUCCUAUCGAGCUCCUCGGCCCUCUGGCGAACUACUUUUUCCUGAGGUACGUGGGCGGUGAUAAGGAAAACGAGAGCAGUCAAGAGUCCCGCUACUUGAGGGACAACCCUGAGAAGAAGGUGGACCUCGAUCGAUAUCGCCAGCAAAACAAUUCUUUCUGGCCCGAUGCUAGCCAGGUGAAGAACAAGUGGGCUUGGGUUGUUAUUGGAUGUGGACUAGCUGGUGCUGCUAUCGAGAAGAUGAGCCGGGUGCUGAUCUAG